This is a messenger RNA of Dipodomys spectabilis (banner-tailed kangaroo rat), 1710 nucleotides long. RefSeq names its product translation initiation factor IF-2-like. NCBI's taxonomy places the organism in Eukaryota, Metazoa, Chordata, Mammalia, Rodentia, Heteromyidae. The record is from RefSeq and is a predicted model, not a curated record. Bases 1 to 1710 code for a protein of 569 amino acids. The transcript has 3 exons.
AUGACCCCAGCACCACCUCUAGCACCACCCCCCAUACUACCUCUGCUACUUCCCACCACCACCAUCGCCAUCUCUACCUUCACCACCACCACCAUCACCACCACCACUGCCCCCACAUUACCACCACCAUCCCCAUUACCACCAUCUCCACCAUCACCACCACCACUGCCCCCACAUUACCACCACCAUCCCCAUUACCACCAUCUCCACCAUCACCACCACCACUGCCCCCACAUUACCACCACCAUCCCCAUUACCACCAUCUCCACCAUCACCACCACCAAAAUCAGCAGCACUGCGCAUGGACUAUUUCGGGUCCUGCAGGACCCCCCUACCAUGACACUGGGUACACAGCAGGGGCUCACUAAGUGUGGGCUCAAUGAGUUCAUCGCCCGAGGCCAGUGCCUGGCCAAGGUCGGAGCCUGGCCAAGGUCGGAGCCUGGCCAGGGUCGGCGCCUGGCCAGGGUCGGCGCCUGGCCAGGGUCGGCGCCCGGCCAAGGUCAGAGCCCCGCCAAGGUCGGCGCCCCGCCAAGGUCGGCGCCCCGCCAAGGUCGGCGCCCGGCCAAGGUCAGAGCCCCGCCAAGGUCGGCGCCCCGCCAAGGUCAGAGCCCCGCCAAGGUCGGCGCCCCGCCAAGGUCGGCGCCCGGCAAAGGUCGGCGCCCCGCCAAGGUCAGAGCCCCGCCAAGGUCGGCGCCCGGCCAAGGUCGGCGCCCGGCCAAGGUCAGAGCCCCGCCAAGGUCGGCGCCCCGCCAAGGUCAGAGCCCCGCCAAGGUCAGCGCCCCGCCAAGGUCAGCGCCCGGCAAAGGUCGGCGCCCCGCCAAGGUCAGAGCCCCGCCAAGGUCAGCGCCCGGCAAAGGUCGGCGCCCCGCCAAGGUCAGAGCCCCGCCAAGGUCGGCGCCCGGCCAAGGUCAGAGCCCCGCCAAGGUCAGAGCCCCGCCAAGGUCAGAGCCCCGCCAAGGUCGGCGCCCGGCCAAGGUCGGCGCCCGGCCAAGGUCGGCGCCCCGCCAAGGUCAGAGCCCCGCCAAGGUCAGCGCCCCGCCAAGGUCAGCGCCCGGCAAAGGUCGGCGCCCCGCCAAGGUCGGCGCCCCGCCAAGGUCAGAGCCCCGCCAAGGUCAGAGCCCGGCAAAGGUCGGCGCCCCGCCAAGGUCGGCGCCCCGCCAAGGUCGGCGCCCGGCCAAGGUCAGAGCCCCGCCAAGGUCGGCGCCCCGCCAAGGUCAGAGCCCCGCCAAGGUCGGCGCCCCGCCAAGGUCAGAGCCCCGCCAAGGUCGGCGCCCGGCCAAGGUCGGCGCCCGGCCAAGGUCGGCGCCCGGCCAAGGUCAGAGCCCCGCCAAGGUCAGCGCCCCGCCAAGGUCAGCGCCCGGCAAAGGUCGGCGCCCCGCCAAGGUCAGAGCCCCGCCAAGGUCAGAGCCCCGCCAAGGUCGGCGCCCCGCCAAGGUCAGAGCCCCGCCAAGGUCAGAGCCCGGCCAAGGUCAGAGCCCCGCCAAGGUCGGCGCCCGGCAAAGGUCGGCGCCCCGCCAAGGUCGGCGCCCCGCCAAGGUGAACGGUCUGUGGGGGACCAGAGGUCACUCUGCGGCUGGAAUCCAAGGUCAUUUUGUGAAGAACCUCCCCACGCAAAAGCAAAUGGUGCCCACGCCGCGUAGCGAGGGCGAAGGCGCUGGACGGAAUUCUGAGAUUGAGCAGCCACAGCGCAGGAAAGGCUACAUGUUCUGA